CCACUUCCGUACCGCAUCUCCAGCUUCUUGAUGACUUGUCUCGAGAGCUUUCCGUCUUCCUGGUUUUUACGGACUGGAGAAGUUUUUCUACCUGUUUCUAAACACAAUAAAGACCUCACCUGGACGAGGUUACUUAGUUUUAUUAAGAAAUGUUUUUUUAAUGUGAAAUUUUGUAUCCAAACUGUCGUCAACGUCUGAAAUCUGAUGUUUGGAGAGUUUAAUCUGAAAGAAGCAGCGGCGGCCGUUUCCAUUCAGCCCAUCCUGUGCGAGGAUUAAUCCAUCAGUCAGAACCGUCAAACAUGAGACAGGAGCUCACGGUUUUAACUUUUCUAACCGUUUUUACCUUUUACACCGAAGCAGCCACCAAUCCGCCCGCAGACACAGAGCAGCAGGAGUAUGCCUCUCUCAGGUCGAUGCUGGACGACUUCGACGUGCUGCCUCUCUCCAGCCUGCAGACUCACUCCGUCCGCCGCCGAGACGUCCAAACUCAAACUCAUGUGGAGAAGACGCUCAGUUUCAACGCCCUGCAGAGGCAGUUCAGACUGUACCUGAGGACCAACGAUGAGCUGUUCACCGAGGAUUUCAGAGCCGUGGUCGUGGACGAGGACGGUCGGGAGCAGAGCUACCCGGUCAACAGACACAACUACUUCACCGGACAUGUCAUCGGGGAGGAACACUCUCGAGUUCAGGCUCAUAUCGACGAGCACGAGUUCUCAGCUCACAUCCUGACUGACGAGGGCGAGUACAACAUCGAGCCUCUGUGGAGGUUCACCUCAGCGCCCCCCGAUGGUCGCCUGCUGAUCUACCGCUCAGACGACAUCAGGAACCUGAGCAGACUGCAUCAGCCGUCUGUCUGCGGCUACAUGACGUUCAACCCCAGCCACCUCUUUCCUGACGGCGUUCAAAUGGCCGUGCUGGAGGACCAGGAUGACGAGGAGUCUGUGUUCAGAGGGAAACGUCAGGUCCAGGACCACAAGAAAAACACCUGUCCCCUGCUGCUGGUGGCUGACCAUCGCUUCUUCAAACACAUGGGCCGCGAGGAGGAGAGCACCACCCUCAACUACCUGAUCGAGCUGAUUGAUCGCGUGGACGACAUCUACAGAAACACGUCGUGGGACGACGAGUUCAAAGGUUACGGUGUUCAGAUCCAGCAGAUUAUCAUAGAGAAGAUUCCGACUUCUGUAGAUCCAGGAAAAAGUCACUUCAACAUGAGAGGAAGUCCAGUGAAGGGCAGAGACGUCUGGGACGUCAAGAAACUGCUGGAGCAGUUCAGUGUGGACAUCGCAGACAAAGCCUCCAACGUUUGUCUGGCUCACCUCUUCACCUAUCAGGACUUUGAUGAAGGCACUCUGGGUCUGGCCUACGUCGCCCCGUCCAAACCCGACAUCCCCGGAGGUCUUUGCUCCAAAUCGUGUCCUUCAUCUACAAACGAACAAAGAGCGAUUUACCUCAACACAGGUCUGACCAGCACUAAGAACUAUGGGAAGACCAUCCUGACCAAGGAGGCAGAUCUGGUGACGACUCACGAGCUCGGUCAUAACUUUGGAGCAGAGCACGACCCCGACAACAUCCCAGACUGCGCCCCCCGAGAGGACCAGGGAGGGAAAUACGUCAUGUACCCCAUCGCUGUGAGCGGAGACCACGUCAACAACAAGAUGUUCUCAAACUGCAGUAAACGCUCCAUAGUGAAGCGCCUGAGGUCGAAGGCGUCGUCCUGCUUCAAGGAGAGAAACAUUAACGUGUGCGGAAACUCUCGGGUGGAGCAGGGGGAAGAGUGCGAUCCCGGACUGCUGCACAUCAACUCCGACCACUGCUGCACGGCCGACUGCAGGCUGAAACCUGGAGCUCAGUGCAGUGACAGGAACAGUGCGUGCUGCAAACACUGCCGGUUCGAGUCUGAAGGCGAAGUCUGUCAGGAGCCCAUCGACGCCACCUGUAAAGGACACUCCUACUGCACAGGAAACAGCAGCGAGUGUCCUCCUCCGGAAAACGCCCCGGAUAAAACGGUGUGUCUGGACAGCGGAGAGUGUCUGAACGGAGAGUGUAUUCCUUUCUGCCAGGCCGUCUUAAAGCUGCAGCCCUGCGCCUGCAAUGAAACCAACUCGUCGUGUAAAGUCUGCUGUCGCGGCAGCAGCGGUGUCUGCGAGCCCUAUCAGGACAAAACAGGCAACUUCCUGUUCCUGCGUAAAGGCAAACCCUGCACCGUGGGCUUCUGUGACGGAGCGGGGAAGUGCAUGAAGCAGGUGCAGGACGUGGUGGAGCGGCUGUGGGAUUUCAUCGAUAAACUGGACAUCAACACGUUCGGGAAGUUUCUGGCUGAUAACAUCGUUGGCUCAGUGGUGGCUUUCUCUCUGCUCUUCUGGGUUCCUUUCAGCAUCCUGGUUCACUGUGUGGACAAGAAGCUGGAUAAACAAUAUGAGCAGACCACAAAGUCACUGUUCUUCCCCAGUAAUGCCGAGCUCUUGAGCAGCCUAGAGUCCGCGUCUGUACGGAUCUUCAAACCUCCAAGCUUCCCGACCACAAACGCCGCCCCCCUCCGUUUCCAACCAUCCGGCCCCCAGCAGACCAGCACCCCUCCGGUUUCCAACUUCAUCCCCGGGCCCGAUUCCGCCCCUGCUGGCUCCUGUCACAUGCCCCCUCCUCUGGACAGCCCACGCAUGGCCACCAUCCAGGAGGACCCCAGCCUUGACUCCCACCUGGAUCAGGAAGCCCUGGAGGAGGCGUUCGGGCGGCCGGUGGGGUCGGCUCAGCGCUCCUUCGAGGACCUGACGGAGAAAAGCGUGGUGAGUCGCAGCGAGAAGGCGUUGAUGUUCAGACUGAAGAGGCAACAUCAGAUCGACACCAAGGAGACGCAGUGCUGAGAGGCGGGUGGACUUCAGGUGGCUUGUCCUGUUCAGGUCCUCGUGCUCUGGUUUUGCAGUUUUAUAGCUUUUUAAACUGGCUCUGUGCUGAAGACUGCUGCACUGUUUUGUUUUUGUAGUAAAACUUAGGUCUGAUCACACAGGUCUGACAGGAUCAAUACAAAUCUUUAGUAGUAAAACAGAAAAAAAAUCUGCCUUCAGAAUGUCUCCUGUGCGGUCAGACGUCUGUUUCAAAUGGCUGCCCAGUCCUUCCUCAGCCGGGGACUUCACUUCAGUAUCCAUCCUCCUCACGUCUCUUAAAUCAAAAGUAAAAUUAAACUUUUGUGUCCAUUGUAUCGUGGAGACAUGUCUCCUCGGAGCUGCUGCACCUGGGGCUGGGUACCAAACUUUUUUCGGUACUAGUUAAAUGUGGCUCAGAAUAUCAAUGACGUGCUCUAAUCAGCUGUUUCCUGAUACUCGCACUGUCAGUUACUUCAGGCUGCAGAAAUAAAGUGAGAGCAAGUGAGAGACUAGACUCUUUGCUCUGUGGAUGUCUGAUGGUUGGUGGUAUGGUUCAGACAUUCAUGUCCAAUACUUUGAAGUGUGAUUGAAUACCUGCAGAAAACUGUGUGUUUAGUGCAAGUGUUCCCAUUGGUCACUGUCAAUCAAUGUACAAAUUCAGACCUGCUCGUCUUUGUGUCUGAAUUUCACGACGUGUCUUCCACCAUGACACACUACACGGGAUACAACUAGCACCUGUCGGCUCCCACGUAGUUCUUCAACAACCCACAGAACUCUUUUACCCUGAAUGCAUCAUGGUCAUUUUAGUUCCGUUUAACGCCCUGCACUCACUAGUGCCUCAAAACCCUACACUCAUUUUUGUUCCUGAACUCCCCAUGCUCAUUUUAGUUCCCUUAGACCCUGCACUCAAUUUCUUUCCUGAACGGCCCGCGCUCAUUUUAGCGCAUCUCGCCGCGCUCCUUUUAGUCCCUCAAAACCCUGCACUCAUUUUUGUUCCUGAACGCCCCAUGCUGAUUUUAGUUCUAGCGUUAGUCAAACAAUUAAAAAAACUGCUCAUUUUAGAGAGUUCCAAGCACAGAGACAAAAUGAAACGGUUAUUCUUGUAAGAUUUUUUGAAAUGAAGGUACCAGAACUCGGUAUGAAAAAGUUUCACAUGAUACCCAGCUCUAGCUGCAGCACUGAAAAUCUUUUGCAAAAAGGUUGAACUGAAAUAAGACAAUCAUUUGUGUGCACGGAGUUCCUGUCUAACUGAAGCAGUAGCUUUUUUUUGUGACUUAACUCGAUCUCUAAGAGUUGAUGUUUGUCGAGUCGACGGCAGCAUCACAAACCACAUCACCAGCAUUUAUACAAACAGCAGCCUGUUGUGGAGCUAAUAUUUUACUGCUUACAGCAGAUACACAGUGUUAGACCUCAGCUGCUGGUGAACAGUCAGAGACUUCGUCUGGCUGCUGCUGGUACAGACACUCAAAGUGUUCAAAACUGAAUAAACAGAAACAUUCAGACAAAAUAUUAUAGAACUACAGAAUUGUGAAUUAUUCAAUAAAUCCGUGAAACUCAGUUUUUAUUACAAUAUGUUUUUCGUGAGCUGAAGGAUUAUUUUAAUUUCCCUCCAGCAGUUUUUAUUGUGUAGUCACUUUGGUGUCGAGUCAGUCACAUCAAAGCAGCAGUAAAUCACAUGACUGGCUCUGUAAUGUCAGUAAUGUUCCCUGUUUAACUUCACUUACGGAUAAAGACUUGAAAUAGAAAUAAUAAUAAUUUAUUUAAUUUUGAACACUUUGGGCCUCCAUAUUUUAGAGGCAAAAACAAACCAUCCAAAAGAAUAAAGGCACCAGAUCAACCGGCAGCUUCAUCUGUAUUUUACAAUUAUCGAAUGUUAAACCUUCAGGUAUUUUACAUUCUAAUAAAGGACAUGUUAUUAAAAGCUUUGGAAAUAUUUAAUAUUUCAUCACAACAGCAACAAAAGUGCCAAAGAUUUGAUGUGUUCAGCUUCUCAAAUGUGAUUAUUUGCUGCUUUUACUUGUCUUUACAUUCAGAUUAAUUGACAGUAAAAAUAACUGAAAGCUAAUGAUGUGCAAGCAGCCAAAUACUAACCAACAUUAUAUGUUUAUAUGUCAAAUACAGAUAUAUCAAUAAAUGCAGACAGGUCAACGAUUGUAUUUUUAAGAGUUUAUGUGAAAAAUGAAUAUUGAACGACAUCAAAAUCUCAAAUAUAUGUAGGGACUUUGGUUGAGGACAUGAUUACUAAUCGUUCCCUGCAUCUUCUGUUCAUGUAAGAAGACUAAAAUAUUUUGGGAGAAUUUAAGGCAGCAGAGGAAUAAAUGUUAACUCCGCCCCUCCCUCAAAACGAACACGCAAACAAAACCUUUUAAACACCAGCCUCAAAAAUCCAGUUUUGUUCGAGUAAAAACUGUUCGCUUUAAAAGUCGACAUCAAGUGUCUCACUGGGACUUGAACCUUAAUUCUGACAGUGUUAGUGCCUUGCUCAACCUGCUGAGCUACACAAGACUCUGUGUGCAUAAUACAUAUGCAAAUAUCUGUGCUGCAGAAAUAUUCAUAUCUAACCUGAUGGUCUGUUUUUCUGUUGUUAAAGCCACUAUGUGUGAAUUUUAUUUAUGGACUUCAACCAGUCAAAUGUAUUUUAAUUAUAUUAUAGCUGCAACAAUUAGCUGAUUAAUCGAUUUGACAGAAAAUUAAUCAGCAGUUAUUUUACUAUUUGACUUGUCAUUUUUCAAGCACUAAUUGCUAAAAAAGUGAUAGUUCCAGAUUCACAACUGUGAGAAUUACUUGGUUUUCUUAUCGUCUCAUAGUAAAUUGGAUAUUAUAUUAAAGGGACAUUGUGAUGGGCAUUUUUUUUUUUUACGGUUUUGUAAUGUUUUAUAGACCAAAUUAUCAAUUGAUUAAUCAAAAAAUAAAUAACAAAAAUAAUUAAUAGUUGCAGCCCUGGUUUCUAUAACCAAAACCGUGAAUCACAAAUUUACCCUGAAUGGCUUUAAAACAUACAACGCUCUUUUACGUAAUUAAUCAAAUGUUUUUUAGGUCAAUAUUACGAGAUACUCAGUGAGAAUUAUUUUUAAUUCUUAACAUUUCAUCUUUUGCUUUUUUGUUCUUGGUGUUCCUGUGCUUCCCCUAAUUUUCUAAUUAUUCUGAUCAUAAGGAUUUAAUACAUUUUUGUUUGUAGAAAAUAUAAAUGUGUAGUUGAUCUGUUGCUUUCACUUUUUUUUGGGAUAAAUAGAAACCACGUCAAAGAACAAAGUCACACAGAGGGGCUGUAAACCAAACAGAGGUAUUUAGUGUUUGCAUUGUUUUCAAAUCAACUUGUGUCACUGGGAGAAUGCUCAAGCUGUCUGGUACCAGAAUUUAAUUUUCAUAAAAUCUCUUUAUUUUUUAUUGUGUUGUUAUUUUGUGCUCAAGUCUAGUGUUGGUUUAUUUUAUUUUUUUGAAUUGAAAGCCAUACUGUUGUUGAAAUCCCUGUGCCUUCUCUUCUUCUGUGGUAUUAAAAUGCACUUGUCAGUAUUUUCAAUAUUGUGUAUUCAAGAAAUGAGUGGAGUCCUGAACACUGUAAUGUCUGUUUUAGUCUGUUGUUACAUGCUGAUGAUCAUUUGUAUUAAUCCAUUUAAAGGUCUGAGUGUCACUGCGUUUACUGUCAGACUGUGAUGUUGUCAGUCUGCUGUUUGGGAAUAAAACGUUCUACUGUCUGUUUUCAUGUCGGCAAACUGUUUUUCAUUCUGAUCAGAAAUAAAUUCAUUGUUAAAUAA
This is a messenger RNA of Seriola aureovittata, 6616 nucleotides long. It is a transcript of the gene adam17b, whose product is annotated as ADAM metallopeptidase domain 17b. Gene Ontology annotation, biological process: Notch signaling pathway; membrane protein ectodomain proteolysis. Gene Ontology annotation, cellular component: plasma membrane. The coding region runs from base 300 to 2861 and encodes 853 amino acids. The record is from RefSeq and is a predicted model, not a curated record. The transcript is spliced from 18 exons. Lineage: Eukaryota; Metazoa; Chordata; Actinopteri; Carangiformes; Carangidae. Gene Ontology annotation, molecular function: metalloendopeptidase activity.